AUGUAUGAAACGAUUCUCGAUCCAGAGAAAUUAGCUGCAGAUGUUGUGGAUACGGUCCGAGCCGGCACACAAGCCCCAUUAUCAGACUGUGUGAAGACAGCGAGAAUCGUUUUUGAGACUCUUCUUCAACAUACAAAUGAUGAUGUUCUUCGAAAAGUCUCCGGAAUUCUAGUCAACUUUCAACCGAAUUUGUUGGAAUGCUUUGAUGCGAGAUUAUUGGGAACUUUGAGGGACCGGUUAGAUGAUUGGUUAUCGGAAAAGGCCGAGCUGAGCUAUUCGAUCUCACAACAAGAUGAUGCAUACAUUGAUGAUCUCAAUACUUUCUCGAACGUUGCGGAGAAAACGGAUCCCCGAAUCCCACAAGCGGUGAUUGCCGUGAAUGAUUAUGAAUUUCUGUAUAAACUCAACAAUCUUUACAUUAUGGAUCAAAGUCAAGAAGUGAGAUUGGCGUCAAUUCGUUUAUUAUCUACUUUGGCCUCAUUUCUCCCAACUGUCAUUUGUUGUUUGAUUGAGACAAAGCUUCCAAUGGUUUUAGCUCCUGCCAUCACAAGCUCUAGAUACUCGAAAGAAGAGAAAUCACUGUGCAUCAAAUUGUUGGAUAUGAUGGCGAUGAGUGGACAAGAGUUCCCAUUGCAUCACUUGAGCUGUUUCAAUGAUGUUUUCUUCUCGAAACUCUCAAAUCUCCACGAUGACAAAUCAGCAAUCCAACUCUUCGCAAACAUUUAUGCAAACACUCCACAAGAAGUUAAGGACUUUGCCUUAACCACUCUCCGAUCAAAUAAAAAUGCGAAUUUUGGGCAACAUCUCAUCGAUUUUGCAAAUCUAAAAGGCGGCCUUCCAUCAAUAACAUUGUUGAAAGAAUUAUUGUCAUCAAGUCCAGAAGAAGUAGAUGAUCUCUUUUAUCGAAAUGAUCUAACCGUUGCAUCAACAGUCGUCAGUCGAGAGUUGUUGAAUAGUGAAAAGAGAGAGGUCCGUGUAAAGUGUUUGGAAUGCAUUGGAGCGUUGGCCGAUCUCGGUCUCAAUGAUUAUUCAAUGAGAGACGCCGUCGAGAAUUGUGAUGUAGUGGGAGAAGAGGAAUUGAUUGAAGAAAUAAAACAAAAGUUGAAUCAA
Mesorhabditis belari is the source of this 1110-nucleotide messenger RNA. NCBI's taxonomy places the organism in Eukaryota, Metazoa, Nematoda, Chromadorea, Rhabditida, Rhabditidae. The record is from the annotation of a GenBank genome assembly.